AAGGUUGAUUCUCAAGUUUGGUUUUAACUUGUUUUUUAAAGAAAGAUACGGCAAGAAUCUUAUCAGGGAGCAAUGCUCUUUAAUCUCCAUGUGAAUUAUUUAUAAAAGUAAUCCUACCGUAGGGAAUUUUGUGUAGACUUGUUGUGUUUAGUUUUUCGGUCACUAGACUCUUGAUUCUGAGAAAGAAAGGAAAUACAUUCCGUUCCUGCUGUUAAAAAAUGGAGCAGCAAAGUCAGGCGACAAACGACGACGGAUUUUUAACGUUGGCAACUAGAAAAUGCUUGUUUCGUUUGUUAUCUUUUCUGGACAGCCGACUACCGGAAUGCUCUGCGAUUCAUUCCUUCGUAUGUGCAGCACUUUUAACAGCAAAUCCGUCCUCCCAUGUUUAUUUCAGAAAAGCCUCGAAUGCGUCUGGAGAUGAGGAAAACUACUCGCUAAUCAUCGGACUUGGUGUCGAAUGUUUCGUCCAACCCAAUCAGCAAACUAAAAAAUUCUGGACUGUAACUGCGUGGACUGACGAUGACGAGAAGCUGGCCAGUGCUUUCGAGACCAUUAAUAUAAUAGACUGGAAUACGGAUGCUGUUAUCAUGCACUAUAAAUUCCACGCGCCACAUCCAGCCAUUGAUAAUUUAGUCAAAAAUAAACACGGAGAAGGCAAGGAUAACAAAAUUUGUUACCCAUGUGACCAGUAUUUUAUGCCUCUGAAGGACGCAUUAAAUCUCCAAAUAAGCGAAAUAGAUGGUGUCUACGUCAAGAGCUUGGAACGAUGCCACGCACAAAUAGUUUACGACUAUUGGCCCUACAGAGAAAGUACCACGGUCGAAAAUAUAACCAGGGAAAUUGAGCAACUACCUUCGGCUGGCGUCUUUUUGAAAGGGAACGACCAGUUGGUGUCGUGGAUGAUGUGCCAUCCGCCCAACGGAAUGAGUCGACUUCACACGCUGGAGGAACACCGUCAUCGAGGAUAUGCAAGUCUCGUAACCCAGUAUCUUUCAAGACGGGUGGCCCAGUGUGGUUUGGUUCCAUUUGUCAACAUCGUUAUCGAAAACACUGCCUCGUACAAAUUUUUUGAGAUCAUGAAAUUCAAACAUCUCCGUCCAACACACGUACAGUUUAUGUGAAAUCUUUAAAUUGACAGCUUUUUGUUUACAGAUAAUCACGUACAAUUUGUACGGUACAAAUAGCCAAUAGGAAUAAAUGUUAGCAACUGUAACAGUUUAGAAAAGAUUCAAGAGCACUUUUUUCCCCCUUUCAUAAUGAACUUUGCGAUACAAAUAUUUUUAAGUUUGAGAGUUGAUUCGAAUACUGACGAUUUUGUAAAGCGAUUUUAUUAGGGUAAACUCCGGGGUUUUAUAAUUAUUUAGAUAACUUUUUUAUGAGCGCUUAUACUUUUUAUAUCCUUUUCUGAAGCUGUUCGACGAUUCUUCUUUUUCUUUAAUGGCCUAUAGGCUUCCUGGAGAACAAGGGCUUCAUUAUUUUGAUAUGUUCACUCUACAUCACUGCCACAAUGUGUUACAACUUUAGUUUAUUUGAAUUAUUUGAUUCUUCCGAAAAUGGAUUAUUGGUUAUUUCGUUAAA
Daphnia pulicaria is the source of this 1578-nucleotide messenger RNA. RefSeq lists its product as uncharacterized. The transcript has 5 exons. The coding region runs from base 219 to 1121 and encodes 300 amino acids. Lineage: Eukaryota; Metazoa; Arthropoda; Branchiopoda; Diplostraca; Daphniidae. Gene Ontology annotation, molecular function: acyltransferase activity, transferring groups other than amino-acyl groups. The record is from RefSeq and is a predicted model, not a curated record.